AUGGGCUCUGCUAACCAGGCACCUCCUAGUGUACAUGAUGCAGUGGAUUCACCCUCACCGCAGGGGCCCGACGUGGGAGUGGAGCGGCGAACUGCCGCAGGUGGCGCAGACGAUCCUGCACCAACACGCGAUCCAGGGCGAUGUGACGGAGCUGCAGCUGGCCGCCGUGCACUGGACGUCCUACUGCCGGCAGGCGCUGUCUUCGCCACUGGACACUCGCAUCCUGCUGCGCCUGCUGCAGGACCUGGACGCGCGCUGGCCACACGAGACGCUGUCCCGCGAGGAGAUUUCACUGGUCACUCUCGCAUAUGCGGCAUUUGUACCAACAAGCUUCCUAUUUCUGCUGGGACUUCAGAUGAAGAACAGUUAAUGGACUGGAAACUGAUUAACAAGAAGACGGAUCUGUUCACGUAAGUCAGUCUCAUUUUGCAGAGAAGAUAUUAGAGCACUUCAACAUGAAUAAGUGCAAGGCUAUAUCUACCUCGGUUGCGAAUGACAGUGAUGCAGAAGAAAGUCAUCAUUACUCUGAAUUUCGGUUCAGACUAGCUGUCGGAACACUAAUGUUUCUGAUGUGUGGGACAGUUCCUGAUACUGCGUAUGCUGUCAGUGUGGUGUCUACAAAUCCGGACAAACCACAGGUCGUGAUUUAAGAGGAUUCUACAAUACCUGAGAGGUUCAACAAAUUGUGGGCUUGUUUAUAAAAAAGCUCAAAAAGGGGGAUUUUUGAAUGCUAUGGUGAUUCUGAUCCGAGUAGAGAUGUUGGCACAGGGCGCUCAAAAUCAGGUGUUCUUUGUCCUUAUUCUGAGGCACCCAUCUCCUGGAUUAGUCAAAGACAAUCUUCUGUUUCCAUAUUCACAACUGAAGCUGAGAUUGUAGCCACUAGCGAAGCUGCUUGAGGGAUAGUCCGGAUGAAGAAGCUUUUCACACAAUUGGAUCAGUUGAAAUCGACACCAAUUUUACAUAUUGAUAGCAAAGCUGCUAUCCAGCGAGCCUAGAAUCCUAAAUUUCAUCGACAAACGUAGCAUAUUCGUAUAAGACAUA
Messenger RNA from Schistocerca piceifrons (Central American locust), 1041 nucleotides. RefSeq lists its product as uncharacterized. The coding region runs from base 1 to 414 and encodes 137 amino acids. The transcript is spliced from 4 exons. The record is from RefSeq and is a predicted model, not a curated record. Lineage: Eukaryota; Metazoa; Arthropoda; Insecta; Orthoptera; Acrididae.